This is a messenger RNA of Pangasianodon hypophthalmus (striped catfish), 1521 nucleotides long. It is a transcript of the gene rsad2, whose product is annotated as radical S-adenosyl methionine domain containing 2. The transcript is spliced from 6 exons. Bases 38 to 1111 code for a protein of 357 amino acids. The record is from RefSeq and is a predicted model, not a curated record. Lineage: Eukaryota; Metazoa; Chordata; Actinopteri; Siluriformes; Pangasiidae. Gene Ontology annotation, biological process: positive regulation of immune response; defense response to virus. Gene Ontology annotation, cellular component: endoplasmic reticulum membrane; mitochondrion; lipid droplet. Gene Ontology annotation, molecular function: 4 iron, 4 sulfur cluster binding; catalytic activity.
CUGUCAGCUGAACAGUGUUGAGACUCAGCAGCCCAACAUGUUGCUUUCCAAUCAAGUGGCCUUGGUGAGGAUGCUCCUGCAGCUGUGCAUCAGUAAUGUGCACUGUAUGCUUUCGGAAGUGAUGAGAUGGAUGUUUUCUGUGUGGAUGAGAAUGAACAGGGCGCAGGUGGACACUCAGCCCAAGCGCCCUCAACUCAGCAGCAGCAGCAGCAGCACGGCGCGAGGUGAAGUCACAACCCCGAGCAGUGUGAACUACCAUUUCACCCGCCAGUGCAAUUAUAAGUGCGGCUUCUGCUUUCACACGGCAAAGACGUCCUUCGUCUUGCCUAUAGACGAGGCGAAGAGAGGCCUGCGACUCCUGAAAGAAGCAGGAAUGGAGAAAAUCAACUUCUCUGGUGGAGAACCUUUCUUGCACCAGAAGGGUGUCUUUCUGGGGGAACUGGUUCAAUACUGCAAACAAGAGCUUCAGUUACCGAGCGUCAGUAUUGUCAGCAAUGGCAGCAUGAUCAAGGAGACCUGGUUUCAGAAAUAUGGAGAGUAUUUGGACAUUCUAGCAGUAUCCUGUGAUAGCUUUGAUGAGGAAACCAACCAAGCGAUCGGUCGGGCCCAGGGCAGAAAAAGCCACAUAGAAAACCUGUAUAAAGUGCGAAACUGGUGCAGGGAGUACAAAGUGGCUUUCAAAAUCAAUUCAGUCAUCAACACCUUCAACGUUCAAGAAGACAUGACUGAGCACAUCACUGGCCUUAAUCCUGUGCGCUGGAAGGUGUUUCAGUGCCUCCUGAUUGAGGGUGAGAACACAGGCGAGAAUAGCCUUCGAGAAGCAGAGAAAUUUGUCAUCACUGAUCAGGAGUUCCAGGAUUUCCUGGACCGCCACCAAAGCAUUAACUGUCUGGUCCCAGAGUCGAAUCAAAAGAUGAAAGACUCCUACUUGAUUUUGGAUGAAUAUAUGCGUUUCCUGGAUUGUCGAGCAGGGAGGAAAGACCCAUCAAAGUCCAUUCUGGAUGUCGGAGUAGAGGAGGCUAUAAAGUUCAGUGGGUUUGAUGAGAGGAUGUUUCUUAAAAGAGGGGGAAAAUAUGUGUGGAGCAAAGCAGAUAUGAAGCUUGAGUGGUGAUACCCCACAAUGUUGAUCACAUGUAACAGCUGUUAGCAUAAAAUUGAUUAUAUAGAAUUUUAUUUUUGUUUCUAUGUUAACAGCCAUUUAAUGAAGGAAAUGUAAUAUUAUUUUAUUUGAUAUUUAUGUUUUAAAGCUAUUAUUAUUAUUAAAUGGAUUUUACUAUCUCUGUGUUUCUAUAUUAACAUCCACUUAAAGAAUGUAAUUCUAUUUUAUUGUUUCUAUUUUGUUGUGUUGUGUUUAAAGCUAUUAUUUUUUAUUAGUAGUAGUAGUAGUAAUAGUGGCUCUGCAACAUUAAUUCAGCAUACUUUUUGUACUAUUUUAUGCACUUUGAACAAAUUAAAUGUAUUGUGUCUAUAUGUCUCCUAAAUAAAGGUCUAUAUUUGCAACAAAAAUGCUCUGUUACUAGA